AUGUCUGCUGGAUUGAUUUGGGAACAUUGUAAACUUAAUGAAGAACUUAAUAAAUUAAUUUCAAUUCCUUAUACAUAUGAAUUUACUAAUAAUUUUACAUAUGAUACAAAAUUUGACUCUUUAAAGGAUAACGAAGCAAAACGUGUAUUAUCAAAUACAAAUUGUUUUCGUAAUGAUGUUUAUUCACUUCCACCCGGUGUAGAUCCUAAAGUUACUAAUCUUUAUCCACUUUUACAUCAAAUAUAUACUGAAAGUCAUUCACUUACGGAAUAUGAUUUACAAAAAUUAGCAUACAAUAUACAAAACAAUCAUUCAAACACACAUCAACACAAUACUUAUUACAAGGAAUUUAAUACUCCUUAUAGGGAUUCUAAUGGACAGUAUAGGGAAUCAAAUGGUCACUAUAGAGAAUCUAAUGGACACUUCAGAGAUUCUAAUGUGGAUAUGUAUAAUUCAUAUAGAGACUGUUUUGGUGUAUAUAAAACACCUACAUCUACUUUGAGGAAUAUAUUAAAUGAUUAUAGACCAUAUGAUACAAAUUAUGGCGUUUCUGAUCCUUAUAAAUAUUCUACAUUCACUAGUUAUACAAGACCUCAUAAUCUUUUCAAUACUAAUUUAUCAACAAUUAAGUCUUCUGAUACAUCACAAUAUCAUUUUGAUCCCAUAGAUGUACCAACUGAUACUAUUCCAAUAGAUAAAAAUCAAGAUAAUCCAAUGGAUAAUCGCAUGGAUAAUGUUCGUAUGGGUAUUCCAGUUGAUAAUCAUAUGGAUAUACCAAUGAAUAAUCCAAUGGAUAAAGUAAUACCAAUGGAGAAAUUAAAUAUGUUUAAUACUCCAAAUUAUAUAAAAUCUGUUAAUCAUACGGAUAAUCUACAGUAUAAUAGAACAUAUAACAACGGACCUUAUGAUAAUAGACCCUAUGACAAUAGGCCGUAUGAUAAUAGACCAUAUGACAACCAUAAACCCUAUGACAGACCAUAUAAUAUAUAUAAUAGUGUUGAAAAUAGUGUAGAUGAAUUUAGAAAAGCAUUUCAACCAGGAAAUGAGUAUAGAAAUGAGUAUACAACUGUAGAAACACCAAUUCCUGAUACAGCAAGAUUAAACGAUUAUAAUGAUGAAUUUGUUUCAUCAUUUCCAUUUGAAAAGAGUUUAAAUAAUUAUUUUAACAAUCAGGAUUAUCCCGGUUAUAAUGAUGAAUAUCCUUAUGGGUAUAAUCGAGAUCAGUAUGGUAAGAACAUGGAGUAUGGCAAGAAUAUGGAAUAUGGAAUGAAUUUUAAUCCCAAUUCACCAUUAAAAUCAAUGAUGAAUGAUGAUUAUCAAUAUAAUUAUCAUAAAUAUAUUACACCUCAAAGACCAUUUUAUUAA
Messenger RNA from Theileria annulata, 1365 nucleotides. RefSeq lists its product as uncharacterized. Lineage: Eukaryota; Apicomplexa; Aconoidasida; Piroplasmida; Theileriidae. The record is from RefSeq and is a predicted model, not a curated record. Bases 1 to 1365 code for a protein of 454 amino acids. The transcript has a single exon.